Messenger RNA from Piliocolobus tephrosceles (Ugandan red Colobus), 2248 nucleotides. RefSeq names its product phosphatidylinositol glycan anchor biosynthesis class S (gene PIGS). Gene Ontology annotation, biological process: attachment of GPI anchor to protein. Bases 55 to 1431 code for a protein of 458 amino acids. Gene Ontology annotation, cellular component: GPI-anchor transamidase complex. The transcript has 9 exons. The record is from RefSeq and is a predicted model, not a curated record. NCBI's taxonomy places the organism in Eukaryota, Metazoa, Chordata, Mammalia, Primates, Cercopithecidae.
AAGGCCUGCUGCUUGCCCUUUUCAUCGUGCUACUUCUUAACCCUCCCAGACAAAAUGAAAAUCAAAUGUCGUUUCCAGAAGGCCUAUCGGAGGGCUUUGGACCAUGAGGAGGAGGCCCUGUCAUCGGGCAGUGUACAAGAGGCAGAAGCCAUGUUAGAUGAGCCUCAGGAACAAGCGGAGGGCUCCCUGACUGUGUAUAUGAUCUCUGAACACUCCUCACUUCUUCCCCAGGACAUGAUGAGCUACAUUGGGCCCAAGAGGACAGCAGUGGUACGGGGGAUAAUGCACCGGGAGGCCUUUAACAUCAUUGGCCGCCGCAUAGUCCAGGUGGCCCAGGCCAUGUCUUUGACUGAGGACGUGCUUGCUGCUGCUCUGGCUGACCACCUUCCAGAGGACAAGUGGAGCGCUGAGAAGAGGCGGCCUCUCAAGUCCAGCUUGGGCUAUGAGAUCACCUUCAGUUUACUCAACCCAGACCCCAAGUCCCAUGACGUCCACUGGGACAUUGAGGGAGCUGUCCGGCGCUAUGUGCAACCUUUCCUGAAUGCCCUCAGUGCCGCUGGCAACUUCUCUGUGGACUCUCAGAUUCUUUACUAUGCAAUGUUGGGGGUGAACCCCCGCUUUGACUCAGCUUCCUCCAGCUACUAUUUGGACAUGCACAACCUCCCCCAUGUCAUCAACCCAGUGGAGUCCCGGCUGGGAUCCAGUGCUGCCUCCUUGUACCCUGUGCUCAACUUUCUACUCUACGUGCCUGAGCUUGCACACUCACCGCUGUACAUUCAGGACAAGGACGGCGCUCCAGUGGCCACCAAUGCCUUCCACAGUCCUCGCUGGGGUGGCAUUAUGGUAUAUAAUGUCGACUCCAAAACCUAUAAUGCCUCAGUGCUGCCAGUGAGAGUCGAGGUGGACAUGGUGCGAGUGAUGGAGGUGUUCCUGGCACAGUUGCGGUUGCUUUUUGGGAUUGCUCAGCCUCAGGUGCCUCCAAAAUGCCUGCUUUCAGGGCCUAAGAGUGAAGGGCUAAUGACCUGGGAGCUAGACCGGCUGCUCUGGGCUCGGUCAGUGGAGAAUCUGGCCACAGCCACCACCACCCUCACCUCUCUGGCACAGCUUCUGGGCAAGAUCAGCAACAUUGUCAUUAAGGACGAUGUGGCAUCUGAGGUGUACAGGGCUGUAGCUGCAGUCCAGAAGUCGGCAGGAGAGUUGGCCUCUGGGCACCUGGCAUCUGCCUUUGUCGCCAGCCAGGAAGCUGUGACAUCCUCUGAGCGUGCCUUUUUUGACCCGUCACUCCUCCACCUCCUUUAUUUCCCUGAUGACCAGAAAUUUGCCAUCUACAUCCCACUCUUCCUGCCUAUGGCUGUGCCCAUCCUCCUGUCCCUGGUCAAGAUCUUCCUGGAGACCCACAAGUCCUGGAAAAAGCCCGAGAAGACAGACUGAGCAGGGCAGCUCCUCCAUAGGAAGCCUUCCUUUUUGGCCAAGGUGGGCGGUGUUAGAUUGAGAGGCACGUACAUGAGGCCUGCCGGAAUGACUUAAAUAUUUGUCUCCAGUCUCCACUAUUGGCUCUCCAGCAACCAAAGUACAACACUCCAAGAUGGGUUCAUCUUUUCUUCCUUUCCCAUUCCCCUGGCUCAGUCCUCCUCCACCACCAGGGGCCUCAAAAGGCACAUCAUCCGGGUCUCUUUAUCUUGUUUGAUAAGGCUGCUCCCUGUCUCCCUCUGUGGCAUGGACUGUUUGUUCUUUUGCCCCAUUUCUCAACAUAGCACACUCAUGCACUGAGAGGAGGGAGCAUUAUGGGAAAGUCCCUCCCUUCCACUCUUCUCUCUAACCCCUGUGGGUGAGCCCUAGUCCCUGCCGUCAUGAAGGGGUCAGGCAUUGGUCACCUCUGGGACCUUCUCCCUCACUCCCCUCCCUCCUAGCUGGCUUUGUCUGUCAGGUACAGUCUGGUGGAAGUCCAGGAGGCAGCAGCUCAGGACGUGGUGCUGGGUGUGUGUGUGUGUGUGUCAGAGGUUCCAGAAAGUUCCAGAUUUGGAAUCAAAGAGUCCUGAAUUCAAAUCCUUGUUUUUGCACUUAUUGUCUGGAGAGCUUUGGAUAAGCUGUUGAAUCUCUCUGAGCCUCAGUUUUUCAUUCAUUCAAAUGGCACUGAUGAUGUCUCCCUUACAAGGUGUUUGUGAGGAUUAAAUGUGAUCAGCAUGUAAAGUGUCUGGUGUAUAUUAGGCUCUUAAUAAACACUGGCUGAAUAUGAAUUGGAAUGGUA